AUGCCAGACACGCGCAAAACGUCGUCAACGGUGGCGAAGGUCGUACCGGUGCAUCGAGGGAAAGCCACCGGAUCGGACACCUGUCAGCGAGCGUGGACCGAAGGCGACAAACAACCGGAACCGGAACGAGUACCAUUCCUAGCUACGACAGGAAGUGCGUCAGACGGCAGCGAUACCAGCCUGGAACGGACGCGUCGGGCGUGGCGCGAAACGAAAAGAGCGCUCAUUUUCUCCAUCGAUCUGGAGCGAGGUCUCACCGGCAAGCAGUCACCGUCUGGAACACCUUCGGAGGACUCGACCGGUAGCAGUGGAUCGAGUGCCAGCAGUAACGAUGAUUCUCACAGCGAUGCCAAACUAGUCGAUAAGGUGCCAAAGGUGAAUCGACGGAAGCGGAAACCCGGGACCAGCCAGACCACGAAAUUGGCCCAGUUGCGUCAGUGUUGCCCUUGGACCGUGCCGUGGUGUCUGUUGGUUGUCAGUGCCCUGCAGAUAGCUAUCUUUAAACUCAACAACGCUGCCCUGCAUCAGAAACUCAUAUUCUCACCAGUGAAACAGCACGAGAUUUGGCGAUUUGUGACGUACACAUUUCUGCACGCCGGGAAUAUACAUUUGGUGCUUAACAUCAUCAUUCAGAUCCUCGUAGGAUUUCCACUGGAGACGGAACAGGGCCAUUUAAGGGUGCUGUUCACGUACUUCGCCGGCGUAAUGGCCGGUGGAUUGGGUGCUUCCAUAUUCGAGCCUUCGCUGAUGGUCGGAGCUUCAGCCGGAGUGUAUUGUUUGCUCGUGAGCCAUAUCCCACAUAUCAUCCUGAACUUUCGCUCGCUGUCUUAUCGCUUCUAUCGGCUAGCUGCCGUGCUGAUGCUGUGCAUCAGCGACAUCAUGUACUCCAUUCGACACUGCCUUACCAAAGGGAACCUGCAACCGCGAAUUGGCGUUGCGGCACACAUCAGUGGCGCCAUCUGUGGUCUGCUGAUCGGUUUCGUCAUCUACAAGUCCAAAGUACAACCCGAGUCGUGCGGUAUGAUCACGGUUUUCAGACUACUGCGCUACCUAGCCAUCGCGCUUCUGGUGGCGUGGAUAGGCUGCACCGUGCUCUAUAACCUCGACCGGAAUCAUGUGAUUGAGAUCCUUUAGCCAUAAGGGCCAGUGCCGGGAACGUAGUCAAUAAGUUAAGUUUCGAAACGCUAGCUUUUCUACUCGAAUUCAAUUGUACAGUAUACAAUAAG
Anopheles nili is the source of this 1226-nucleotide messenger RNA. Its product is annotated as rhomboid-related protein 2. Gene Ontology annotation, molecular function: serine-type endopeptidase activity. NCBI's taxonomy places the organism in Eukaryota, Metazoa, Arthropoda, Insecta, Diptera, Culicidae. The transcript has 5 exons. The record is from RefSeq and is a predicted model, not a curated record. Bases 1 to 1134 code for a protein of 377 amino acids. Gene Ontology annotation, cellular component: membrane.